Molecule: messenger RNA, 2378 nt
Organism: Orbicella faveolata
Lineage: Eukaryota; Metazoa; Cnidaria; Anthozoa; Scleractinia; Merulinidae
Product: SCO-spondin-like
Source: RefSeq, a predicted model, not a curated record
GUUCACGGUGGUUGGUCAAGUUGGAGUGCAUGGAAUUCCUGUAAUAAACCCUGUGGAACCGGUUUUCAAGAGCGUUCUCGGAGUUGUACGAGCCCCGCGCCUAGUUUUGGCGGGAAACCAUGCAAAGGAGCAGCGCGGCAAAAUAACGAGUGUAAUACGCAUGCGUGUCCAGUUGAUGGCGGUUGGUCAAGCUGGUCUGUGUCGACCCCCUGUAGCGUUACUUGUGGCAGUGGAGUAGAAAUCCUUUCUCGUACCUGCACAAAUCCCGCACCUAAACAUGGCGGAAGAUCUUGCUCUGGGGCGGGGCGAAAGGAACAGGCAUGUAGUAAGAACCCUUGCCCAAUUCAUGGCGGAUGGUCAAGCUGGUCUGUGUCGACAUCAUGUAGCGUUACUUGUGGUAGUGGAGUGGAAAUUCUUUCUCGUAGUUGCACGAAUCCCGCGCCUAAAUAUGGCGGACGAUCUUGCCAAGGAGAUGCCCAGAAACAACAAGCGUGCAUAAAGAAACCCUGUCCAAUUCAUGGCGGAUGGUCUAGCUGGUAUGUGGCAAAACCUUGCAGCGUAUCUUGUGGCAGUGGAGUAGCAAUCCAUUCUCGCUCUUGUACAAAUCCUGCGCCAAAACAUGGCGGAAAACCUUGCAAUGGACACGCACAGAAACAACAGGCGUGUACAGAGGACCCUUGUCCAAUCGACGGUGGUUGGUCAAGUUGGAGUGACUGGAAGCCCUGUAGUAAAUCCUGUGGAACCGGUAUUCAGGAACACUCAAGGAGCUGCACGCGACCUACGCCCAGUUAUGGCGGGAAAUCUUGCGAUGGAGAAGCGCGGGAAAGCCGUUGGUGCAAUACACAUUCAUGCCCUGUGGAUGGCGGCUGGAGUGCUUGGAGCUUUUGGUCUCCCUGUGAUAAACUCUGUGGUGGUGGCGUCAGAGAACGCAUUCGUUCCUGUACAAAUCCACCUCCCUUUAGUGGUGGGAAAGGCUGUGGCUCGCACUAUCAUGAGUCUAAGGAGUGUGCUGUAAAUAAAUGCCCAGUUGAUGGUGGUUGGUCAAGCUGGAGCACAUGGACGCCUUGUAAUCGAUCCUGCGGAACAGGUUUUCAGGAGCGCUCUCGGAGCUGCACCGAACCGGCGCCCAGACAUGGCGGGAAAGAGUGCCACGGGGAUCCGCAGGAAAGGCAUGAGUGCAACACGCACUCGUGCCCCGUGGACGGCGGUUGGAGUGUCUGGGGUUCUUGGUCUUCCUGUGGGAAAACUUGUGGUGGUGGCGUGAUAGAACGCUUUCGUUCCUGUACAAACCCACCUCCCUUUAAUGGUGGGAAAGGCUGUGGCUCAGACUAUCAUGAGUCAAAGGAGUGUGCUGUAAAUAAAUGCCCAGUUGAUGGUGGUUGGUCAAGCUGGAGCACAUGGACGCCUUGUAAUCGAUCCUGCGGAACAGGUUUUCAGGAGCGCUCUCGGAGCUGCACCGAACCGGCGCCCAGACAUGGCGGGAAAGAGUGCCACGGGGAUCCGCAGGAAAGGCAUGAGUGCAACACGCACUCGUGCCCCGUGGACGGCGGUUGGAGUGUCUGGGGUUCUUGGUCUUCCUGUGGGAAAACUUGUGGUGGUGGCGUGAUAGAACGCUUUCGUUCCUGUACAAACCCACCUCCCUUUAAUGGUGGGAAAGGCUGUGGCUCAGACUAUCAUGAGUCAAAGGAGUGUGCUGUAAAUAAAUGCCCAGUCAAUGGUGGUUGGUCUAAAUGGAGCAACUGGACGGAAUGCAGCGUGACAUGUGGCGCUGGUAUAAUGUCACGCGAGCGGCACUGCGACAAUCCUGCACCGGCCAACGGUGGAAGUCUUUGUGAAGGAAGACACAGGGAUACAAAGUCGUGCGUCACUGGUGAAGUUUGUAUAGGUAGGUGUUAAGUCCAGUCCGUGGUCUUUCAGUAACCUAAGACCAUUUCUUUUUACUUUUUUUGGAGGGAGGGAGGCAUAGGGGUAGAAAGUUGGGACGAAGGGAGGGAGGGAAGAAUAAAGACGUUUGGAAAGUCUUGGUUUUUGUUGUGGGAGGAAAACCAGAGAACUCAGAUAAAAACCCUCGCAGCAAGGGCGAGAACGAAUUCAAUAAAAAAAACAAAGAAAGGGAGGGAGCUGUGUGAACAAAACAAUAGGCUCUGUUGGGAUUUGUAACCAUGAAUUCAAAGUCAGUGAUGGUCCUAGGUUAGAAUACAUGUAACCUUCCUUGAGCAACCAGGCCGUGUUGUUUAUUUAGCGCUUUACGUGUAAUGCAAGUCUAUUAAAUAAUUGUGUGAGGUGCGGUGGCCUCGUGGUUACUGUCCUGGACUCCAGAUCCAGUGGUCCAGGUUUGAGCCCUGGCCGAGGACAUCGUGUUGUGUUCUUGGGCAAGA